CGGGCUACUGAUUCACAGACCAGGAGAGAGAGAGGAAAGAUUAUCAUAAAGAGUCAGAAGCAGCUCAUCUCAGACAUGAAUAAUCGCUCCAUAGCCUGGUGGCUGAAACAGAUAGGACUGCCCCAGUACACCAAGUCACUGGAGGGAGAAUACUACGGUCUAGAGGGUUUGCUGUAUGUAUGUGAUGUAGAUCUGAAGGAGGCAGGAGUAGAUGAUCCCAGUCACAGAGACACUAUACUGUCUCAGCUGCUGCGACACAGACAGACACUAGACCCACACUCUGGUAUGGUGGAGGAGCUGAGGGUGAGCAGGAAGUAUUCUCUGGGCUCGUCUCUGGACCUGGUGAAACCCAGGAAGGAUCUGUUCCGUCAGAGUGUUCUGCCCCGCCUUCGACGCAAGGUCACAGUCUCCGCCUCCUGUUCACAGCUCCACCCACUGGAGGAGGGGCUCAGCCCAGGACUCGCCCCCGAGCAGACAAGGAAACGCAGUAAGAGGAGGAGUGUCACUGCAUACCUGAGUCAGCUGAAGGUGUUUGGAGGUAGCAGGGAGAUGGACUCUCUGAAGAAGGAGUUGGAGGAGGAACUGAAGCUAUCUACUAAUGACCUGAGGAGUCACGCCUGGUACCAUGGACCCAUAGGCAGAGAGGGGGCAGAGGCUCUGCUGGAGAGAGAUGGUGACUUCCUGGUUCGUGACACAGCCUCCUCCCCCGGUGACUAUGUCUUGAGUUGCUAUUGGAAGGACGAGCCCAUGCACUUCAAGAUCAUUAAGGUGGUCCUUCGGCCCAAGAAGGGUUACUCCCGUGAGCUGUUCCAGUUUGAAGGGGAUCGUUUCGACAACAUUCCCGCCCUUGUGCGUUUCCACGUGGGUGGACGUCAUCCUGUCUCCCAGGCCUCUGGCGCCAUAGUCUAUCACCCAAUCACACGCUCCCUGCCUAUACGUGUCAUCAGUGAGCGCCAGGCAGAGCGGACCGAAAGCAACAGAUCCAGCAAUAGAUCCAGCAACUGCGCCCUCGACAGGGUGGGGGUGGAAUCACAGCCAGACCGCAACAAGAGACUCAGCUUCAACUCAUCACACAUGGACACACUACACGUCACUAACACACUGCUCAGGAGUGGGAGUCAGCCAGCCAACCUGGAGAAUCUGGGCAGAAGACCCUCGAUCCAAUCAGCACAGUCUGAAAGCAACCUACGCACAGGUGCGCCUCACAGCGGUGAAUCAGAGGCCGUAGGCCCCGCUCCCAUUUCCCCAGUGUUCCGAACGGGUAGCGAACCCCUGAUCAGCCCCUCUGCCCUCAGACACACACGGCCCUCACACCCAGGUGGAGGUGUGACGCUGCGAGGUUCUGACGGACAGCUGCACCCCCGAGCCCCGCCCAAACCCUUCAGAGUGUCCACCUUCUUCCCCGGGACUCCUCCCAACCGUCACCGUGACGACCCCUACGACGAGCUGGUCAUCCAGGUGCCUGAAUCAAAAAAGCGGGGCCACGUGGACAGGCUGCGUGCGGAGGAGAAGUGGCAGAGCAGAGCCCGUCUCACUGAGACAUCCUUCAGCUUCCUGGAGGCACAGGAAAGCGGGGAGUUGCCUCGGUUACCAAUUGACGGACAGGUCCAGGAGGAAGAGGAGGAUUCACACUUUCAGAGGCCGCAGGUGGAGACGGUGUCGUGUUUCAGACUGGACCAGUUUGAGUCCCUCCUGCUACCAGAAAAUAACAGACCUCUAGACCCCACCGUUCUCAUGGUGCUCAAAGAACUGUUCACACGCUCCAACGCCAUGACAACCGCUCUGCACAUUCUCAGUGUUGACUGCCAGGUGGCUCGUAUCGUGGGUGUGACAGAGGACCAGAAGAGGAUGAUGGGAGUUGGCUCAGGUCUGGAGCUGGUCACCCUGUCUCACGGACAACAGCUCAGACAGGACCUGCUGGAGAGGCACCACCUGCUAGCCCUGGGCGUUGCCAUAGAUAUCCUGGGCUGUACAGGGACGGUAGGUCAGAGGGCCACGGUGCUGCAUAAAGUCAUCCUAUUGGCCCAGGCCCUGAGAGACCACGCCCACAACCUCUACGCAUUCUCAGCCGUCAUGAAGGCUCUGGAGAUGCCUCAGGUCGUCCGUCUGGAGAGGACAUGGAGGGCACUGAGGAGGAACCACACAGAGAGCGCUGUGAUGUUUGAGAAGACCCUCAAACCCUUCAUGAUCGCUCUGAAUGACGGAGAUGGUGAGGAAGACUCUGUGGUGCAGGGUCCCCUGGCUGUGCCCUACCUGGUUCCCCUCCUGAGGCUGAUGGAGGGAGAGGAGGGAGAACACACAGAGAGAGGCUGCCAGUUGUUAUACAACACCCUGCAGGCGGCACGCAACGCAGCCCUACACGCCCCACAGUACCAGGAGCACGCACACAGCCUGCUCACAGGUGACUGGGAGCCAAUCCCAGAGCUGCUGGAGGGGUUCAGGACAGAGUUUGCCCUGAGGCUGUUCUGGGGUCAGACUGGAGCCGCGGCAGACAAGGAGAAACGCUACGACAAGUUUGACAAGAUCCUCACCGUGCUCUCCAACAAACUGGAACCUACCGAGGAGUUCUCACCGGAACUCUGACCCUUUCAACUCUAUACUGUGACCUGGGCUGCAUUCAGGAGGGCGCAACGUUGCACAACAGUUUGAAAUCUGUAACCCGUUUUUACCUGGAUCAUUAUUCAGAAGCUUUUUGUAGCAAAAAAAAUAAUAAUCAAAAAAAUAGUUUGUUAUUGGAGAAGUUCAGGUGUUUCCUCCCUGUUUCAGUCCGUUUCAGUGUCUAAUGAAUAUGUCCUGGGAUGUGUGUCUGGGUGUUUCCUCCCUGUUUCAGUCCGUUUCAGUGCCUAAUGAAUAUGUCCUGGGAUGUGUGUCUGGGUGUUUCCUCCCUGUUUCAGUCCGUUUCAGUGUCUAAUGAAUAUGUCCUGGGAUGUGUGUCUGGGUGUUUCCUCCCUGUUUCAGUCCGUUUCAGUGCCUAAUGAAUAUGUCCUGGGAUGUGUGUCUGGGUGUUUCUGUUGUUCUCACCCACGGAGUUCAUACCUAGCAGGUGUGGAUGCGUUGGUUUCCCCUCAUAAACCUGGCCAAGGUCAGGGUCCCAAAUGGCACCCUAUUCUCUAUGAAGGGCCACCACCAGGGCUCUGGUUGAAAGUAGGGCACGAUACAGGGAGUAGGGCUCUAGAUGAAAGUAGGGCACGAUACAGGGAAUAGGGCUCUAGAUGAAAGUAGGGCACGAUACAGGGAAUAGGGCUCUGGUUGAAUGUAGGGCACGAUACAGGGAAUAGGGCUCUGGUUGAAAGUAGGGCACGAUACAGGGAAUAGAGCUCUGGUUGAAAGUAGGGCACGAUACAGGGAAUAGGAUCCUAUUUGGGACAUAGACAAGGUGCUUCUACUGGUUGUUGGUUCAGGUGUCAAAAUGUUGACCAGCAGUUUACCCGUUAACACGUUCUGUGUUCAGACAACUUUAUUCUGUAGAGUUUACCCUGUUAACAACUUUAUUCUGUAGAGUUUACCUGUUAACACGUUAACAACUUUAUUCUGUAGAGUUUACCCUGUUAACAACUUUAUUCUGUAGAGUUUACCCUGUUAACACAUUCUGUGUUCAGACAACUUUAUUCUGUAGAGUUUACCUGUUAACACGUUAACAACUUUAUUCUGUAGAGUUUACCCUGUUAACAACUUUAUUCUGUAGAGUUUACCCUGUUAACACAUUCUGUGUUCAGACAACUUUAUUCUGUAGAGUUUACCUGUUAACACGUUAACAACUUUAUUCUGUAGAGUUUACCCUGUUAACACGUUAACAACUUUAUUCUGUAGAGUUUACCCUGUUAACAUGUUAACACCUUUAUUCUGUAGAGUUUACCCUGUUAACAUGUUAACAACUUUAUUCUGUAGAGUUUACCCUGUUAACACGUUAACAACUUUAUUCUGUAGAGUUUACCCUGUUAACAUGUUCUGUGUUCAGACAACUUUAUUCUGUAGAGUUUACCCUGUUAACACCUUUAUUCUGUAGAGUUUACCCUGUUAACAACUUUAUUCUGUAGAGUUUACCCUGUUAACACCUUUAUUCUGUAGAGUUUACCCUGUUAACAACUUUAUUCUGUAGAGUUUACCCUGUUAACAACUUUAUUCUGUAGAGUUUACCCUGUUAACAACUUUAUUCUGUAGAGUUUACCCUGUUAACAUGUUAACAACUUUAUUCUGUAGAGUUUACCCUGUUAACAACUUUAUUCUGUAGAGUUUACCCUGUUAACACCUUUAUUCUGUAGAGUUUACCCUGUUAACAACUUUAUUCUGUAGAGUUUACCCUGUUAACACGUUAACAACUUUAUUCUGUAGAGUUUACCCUGUUAACAACUUUAUUCUGUAGAGUUUACCCUGUUAACACGUUAACAACUUUAUUCUGUAGAGUUUACCCUGUUAACAACUUUAUUCUGUAGAGUUUACCCUGUUAACAACUUUAUUCUGUAGAGUUUACCCUGUUAACAACUUUAUUCUGUAGAGUUUACCCUGUUAACAACUUUAUUCUGUAGAGUUUACCCUGUUAACAACUUUAUUCUGUAGAGUUUACCCUGUUAACACGUUCUGUGUUCAGACAACUUUAUUCUCAACCGACCAGGUGUCUGUGAAAGUAGUUUUUUUAAGGGAAAAUCACUGGAAAGUUCUGAUGAUAUAAAUGAUUUAAAA
Oncorhynchus mykiss (rainbow trout) is the source of this 4680-nucleotide messenger RNA. NCBI's taxonomy places the organism in Eukaryota, Metazoa, Chordata, Actinopteri, Salmoniformes, Salmonidae. The record is from RefSeq and is a predicted model, not a curated record.